This is a messenger RNA of Cydia pomonella (codling moth), 8468 nucleotides long. RefSeq lists its product as uncharacterized. The transcript is spliced from 23 exons. Gene Ontology annotation, molecular function: protein tyrosine phosphatase activity; protein binding. The coding region runs from base 317 to 4975 and encodes 1552 amino acids. NCBI's taxonomy places the organism in Eukaryota, Metazoa, Arthropoda, Insecta, Lepidoptera, Tortricidae. Gene Ontology annotation, biological process: protein dephosphorylation. The record is from RefSeq and is a predicted model, not a curated record.
UAAUAGAGUUUUAACACAGACAAUUUUUAUUUUUUUAUUAGUGAUUUUGUUGCCACUCUCUUUCUUUGCUGUGACAGUUUUAGCAUGGUUUUAGCGAAGCUAUAAAUUAGAGAUUACAUGGCAACAUUAAUUGUUUAUUGACAAGACUAAUGACAGACGGCGGGGUCUCGACCGAAGGCAGCUUACUUUAAUUUAAGGAUUUUUUGACUUAUUAAGUGGAUUAUUUCCAUAUUUAUUCGUUAUUUAAGUGAAAAUGUGGAUUAUGGAUGCCUUUUAACAGUUCACGCACGUUCCUGCGUGCAUAUAGUGCUAUAAAAUGUAUAUUCGGUGUAUGUUAGGAGCCAUUUUUAUUAUAUUUAUUUUGUGCGUUCAUUGUGAUAAUGCAGCUAAUUACAACGAAAGCAAGGAAAUUUACGUUCCGUCCGCGCCACAGAACCUAACCGCGAAGGCAGUGACUUCCGAAGACAUCCACCUGUUCUGGGCCCCGCCAAGCAACUUCACCCGCCACCCCGAACCGAAGAAAGAGGUCCAAGGAGACGAACCGGCUCGAGAGUUCGACUGGUACAAGAAAGACCAGCUCAAGUACAACGAUGAGUUCUCGUCGUCGGAUAUUUUGAACGGCAUGCGGAAACGAGAUCUUCGCUCGCAUAGGCAUAGGAAGCGUCGCCAAGAUAACGCCACAGAGCACAACAUUCACUCCGAGCACUCGGACGGCAUAGACACUCAUCUCGACAUCGAAAUCGUAAAGAAGUCGUUCACACCGGCGUACCCGCAUAAGGACGCCACGCAAAUCGCCUACGUCCUCUAUUACGAGCAGGGACAGCCUAAGGUUGACGCGGCGCCGGUGAUCGGCAUCCCUAGCUCGGCCGAUGUGAAGAAGAUGAAUUACUUCUCUAGUGAUCUGACGAUGGCGGAUUAUUCGAAGGCGACGAGGAAUUUGACGCUGCUCAAUACGGCUGGGAAGCUGACCAAAGUUGUCGGGUUUAAGUUGAGGAAUUUAAAACCCUUCACCCCCUACAAGAUCUGGGUGCGAGCAUUCUACAGUUUCUCACUAGACGGCGUCAAGUCGUCGGACCUUUUAGAGCGUUUGGGCGACGCGUCGACGCCUUUGUACGUCCUCACUGACGUGAAGCCGCCGUCGCCGCCGAUCAUCAUGAACCUCACUUGCGACCAGCCCAAUGGUGUCCUCUACUUACAAUGGCGGCAACCUCUUGAAUACAACAACACGCUAGACCAGUAUGUGGUGACUCUCAGGAAGAUUCCGGAAUUGCAGCCCCGGACUCGGCUCAAACUGCCCACCAGCAAGGCCGAUAUCGAAACUACAAUCAGUGUCUCGGUGGAGCUGUGGAACGCGACGCGCUACGAGGUGAAGAUAUACGCCGUCACGCUGUCCGUGGCCAGCCCUUUGCUUCUAGUCAACGGAACUACAUCUGAACCUAAGGAGGUUUCCCCCGAGUGGUGCCAAGUGCACCCCGAGGCGCGCGCGCCGGGCGGCCAGCUGGAGCAGUCCGCCAUGAACGCCGCCAUACUGGGCGCGGGCGCCAUCGCGCUGCUCGCCUGUGUCGGCGCUGCCCUGCUCUACUGGAGGUGCAAGUCCCGUCUUAGCAAAUGCAUUAGUGCCGCCUACAACUACCUCGAAGAGGGCGGCGAGAGAGCCGCCAGGGCGCCGUUAAACUCAUACAAGAAACCUGUAGUAAACUGUUCUCCACUGCGGCCAGCGGGCUCCCCCACGCCGGCCGGGCCGGAGAGCUCGGCGCGGCCGCCCCGCAUCGGCGGCGCGCAGCACCCCGUGGUGUGCGCGAGGGACUUCCCCAAGCAUGUCGCCGCGUUACAUGCUGAUGGAGAUAUCGGAUUCAGUAAAGAGUACGAGAUAGUGGUUGCGAAAUCAGCUGCUCUCGGCCAUACGAGCCACUACAGCCAUCGACCCGAAAACCGGCUCAAAAACCGAUACCUUAACAUCACUGCAUACGACCACUCGCGCGUGUGCGUGUCGGUGGGCGGGCGGUGCGGCGCGGCGGGCUGCGCGGGGGCGGGCGGGGGCGGGGGAGGGGGCGGGGCCGGGGGCGGGGCGCAGUGCGGCUACGUCAACGCCAACUUCAUCGACGGCAUCCGCGACACGCUCGACGCCGCCACCCGCCGCAAGAUCGAGCGCAAGAUACGCAGGCAACCAUCAGUGAAGCCCGCCAAGCCGCCGCCCAUAGUCGCGGAAGGCAUUGAGAGCGCGUUCCUCAACAUAGAAUUCUCCGGAAUCGUGGAGAGCGAACAGAGCGAUAGCGACAGCGAGCGAAGCGAUAGCGAUCCGGAGCUCGACGAUGUUUAUGUCGACGUCGAUGGUGUCCCGACGCGAGUGAAGCUGGAGUGGCUGGUGUGGAAGCGGCGCUACAUAGCGACUCAAGGCCCCACCCCGCACACGCUCGACGCGUUCUGGCGCAUGAUCUGGCAACACAAAGUUCACACCGUCGUCAUGAUUACCAACUUGGUUGAACGAGGGCGGCGCAAAUGCGACAUGUACUGGCCGGGCGGCGGGCGCGGCAGCUCCGCGGAGUUCGGCGGCGUGCACGUCACGCUGCUGCACGAGGACGUGCGCGCCGCCUACACCGUGCGCCAUCUGCGGGCCAAGAACAACAACCCUAAAUCGGAUAGCGAGCCAGCAAGUCCGGUGAACGAAGCGGACGCGGGCGGCCGCAUCAUAGUGCAAUACCAUUACACGGUGUGGCCCGACCACGGCACGCCGCGCCACCCGCUGGCCGUGUUGCCUUUCGUGAAGGCGGCCGCCGCCGACCCCGGCACCGUGCUCGUGCAUUGCAGCGCGGGCGUCGGACGGACAGGCACCUACAUAGUCCUCGACGCGCAACUCAACCAACUCAAGCUCACCGGAACCCUCAGCCCUCUAGGGUUCCUGUGUCGCGCGCGCACCCAAAGAAACCAUCUCGUCCAAACCGAAGAACAGUACGUGUUCGUUCAUGACGCGUUACUCGAGCACGUCCGCUCAGGAAACACAGAAGUUGAGUUCUCGAAAGCGAGGGAAUAUCUAGUCAAACUACUCCAACCCAUCCCCGAAGACGAGCUAGCCGUUUUAGACCUUAAACCUACCAAGCAAAAGAGCGUUAAUGACUUGACAAAUGGAAUAGAAAACGGUGAGACAGCCAGCUUGAAAUCGAGUAAAGAAGUAAGCGAAAACAACGCGGAAAACGGAAGUCAACUCUCGAUAAAGACGGAAGAUUUAAACAGCGAACAAAGUAAGAGUGUUAAAGAAGAUGAUGAGACUAAAGAGGUUAUGGUAAAUGGGGAUGAAAGCGAGGGGGUGUACGAUUUGGCGCCGAGGUCGACGGACACGUAUAGCAAGAAGAUGCAGGCGUAUAACAAUAUGACUGAUCAGGAGAAGGAGGAGAUGAGGAGGGCGAACCGAGUGGAAAAUUACGCGUUGCUAGAACGCAUGCGGUCACUAGCGAACCGGAAUCAAACGUAUCAGGGCCCGCCGCCAGUCAAUCUACUCGAGAAACAGUUCUUGCUAAUAACGCGGUCGUGCGUGGAGGCGUCCCCGAGCGCGCGCGCGCCGCACAACGCGGACAAGAACCGGCCCGGCGCCGCGCUGCCCGGCGACGCGGCGCGCGUCAUGCUCGUGCCCAAGCCCGGCGUCGAAGGAAGCGAGUACGUGAACGCGUCCUGGGUAUGCGGGCGGCGGCGGCUGCGCGAGUUCGCCGUCACGCCGCACCCGCCGCCCGCCGCCGCGCCCGAGCUGUGGCGCCUGCUGUGGGACCACACGGCGCAGCUCGUGCUGCUGCUGCACUCGCCGGCCGACCCGGAAUGCGAAACGUUCUGGCCCACCGAAGACGAAAAGGAACUGUUCGUCGCCAACUUCAGAGCGAGCUUCGUUUCUAAGGAUACCUACGUGGCUCAUAGGAAAACUAGCCGGAAACCGACGCCCACGGAAACACCCGUCGAACCGGAAACUAAUGGUUACCGACGGCAGGAAUCAGACUGUGCUGACGAUGAAAGACUAAUACCAGAAAACAGCUCCCCAGUAUCAGACGUCGAACCCGCCUACCGCUUCGACAGAACGGAACUCAGACUCGAAAGACUCAGCACCGGAAACAGAGACUUAUCCGCCCGGAAAUCUAUAGCAAAUGGCGACCUAUUCUCAUCGUUUUCGGAAAAGAAAUCCGGCCCCAAAUCCCCUAGAAGUCCUUCGAAAAUGUCGCUUAAAAACUUCAAGUUAAGCUCCCCUACGAAGUUUAAAUUCCCCGAUUGGGGAUCACGAACCGCCGGCUCCCCUCCAGAUGUAGCCCCUCCCCCUCCCCCUGUAGCGCCAUCUCUAACUGUCGAAGAAGAGGCAGAACUAAGACGGCCAUGUUACAGGUUUGAAAAGGUGGAAAGCGUUCCAGAAAAUACGCCUUCAGACCGAAUAAUAGAAGUAACUAACGUUAGUGUGCAUUCGUUACAAGACGACUACCAAUUAAGUGUUAAGUUUAUACAAUGCUCUGGCUGGCUAGAUGGUGACACCACAGAGUAUACACAGGGGAAACCGGAGGAGAAUGAGUUUGUUAGAGCAGUGCGGGACGCUGUCAGUGAGAGCGAGAGGGAAGAGGCGGUGGAUAGGCUUAUAGCGCCGUAUAGGGACUCGUUCGCGUUGAUCGAGUUCGUUGCUGGGUGCCAGAUGGAGUACAAGAAUGGGCCGGUGGUUGUGGUCGACAAAUUCGGUUCCUGGAAGGCCAUGUCGUUCUGCACGCUGAGCGCGGCGUGCGGCGGCGCGCGGUCCGGCGCGCGGUCCGGCGCGCGGUCCGACGCGCGGUCCGACGCGCGGUCCGACGCGCCGCUCCGACCCGCGGCCGACGCCGGCGCCGACGUGUACUGCUGCGCCGCGCUGGCCGCGCACGCGCGCGCCGCGCAGCCCGCCGGCCCGCCGCCGCACUCGCUGCGCGCGCUGCUCAAGCAGUAUUGUGCGCUGGCCGCUUACGAUGUGGCGAACAGCUGAGCCAGGUCGUCCAGUGAAAACUCAGCAUCGGACAUUAGCAAGUGAAUACUCAGCGCAUCGCGCCCGUACGUACAUAGCGUUACAUUAUGUAUAGUACCGUGUAUUGUAUAUCUUAAAGGAAUGUAUAAAUGGUAUAUGUACCUUCCGAGUCGAUUUGACGAGACAUUCAAUUCUGAACUCUGUCGCGUUGAGAAUUAAACUCACUUUGAGACAAGUUCACACGCAACAGAGUUCAUAAUUUAGUGUUUUUUUUUGACUGUAUAGAAUCGAUGUCUUAAUAGUAUUCUUAUAGGCAGCUAAGUUGGUAAUACUGACCAAUUAGUUUAAAAACCGGUUUUCUGUUCUACACUAUUAGACCCCUACAUAGAAUGUGGAUGUAUGCAUGUUAGUGUUUUAAGACUGGAUUUCUGUGGUUCAAAAAUAUGCAAGUUUAAUUAGAAGGCGGGUUUGUAAAAUAGUUUAUUUUAAAAUUAGAUGUUUUUUUACGAAAGCUACUCAUUGUAUAUGUAACCCACCUACGAAAAUAGCCUAUAUUUCGUAACUGGUAAAAAAACGAACAGUAUGACAAAGUAUUCGUUAACCCUAUAGCAGUGGCGACAUUUUUGCUGGCAUGCGUUAAGCAAAAGCGCACCUAUUUCAAAAGAGGGUUCGAAUUAAAAUGUUUGAAGAGAAACAUCGAACCACUCUAAGGUUAAUGAAAAACACUUGGAGGAUUUAACAACUGGAGACGCCUUGUCUGUAAUUUUCUGUACAAAACAGUCUGCCGAUUUUUGCCGGGAAGGGGCACGUCAAAUGUAUGGCUAUUUGUACGUAACAUAACAGAUAAACGUCAGUCCAUACAAUACAUAUGACCAUUGGCAGAGGUUUACGACAAAGGGGUAAGCUCUUUAAGGCGACUCCAGUUUUUAAAUCCUUCAAAGAAAAACACUAUAUAUUCGUUCUACAGAACUUCCAGUUUUAAGAUCCUAAUGUAAAACCAUAGAAGGCUCAAGAGUAUGACACAAUAAUUUAGUAAAUUCUCUCUAAGGCUUGACUCUUAUGAAAUAAGAUGUGGUUGUGUGCGUUAUAAGGGAUAAAUAAUUUUUCUAGCAAUUUUUUCUGAAUAGUUUCUCAUGCGUAGGUAACUUUGGUCGCUUUUCCGGGAAUAUUACCUUUAUAUUUUAUAUAAUAUUUAAAACUUUCUAUGAAUCCUAGUUAGUGUAAAGCUAACAAUAAUGUUAAUUCAUUCUAUGUUCAAGUUUGUAUGUCUUUCGGAAGUUAUUCAAUUGUUAUAAAAAUUAAAAGUAUGGUUUGGCCCAGGACUGUCUCAUUUCAACAGGGAGAACCAUGUCUUUCUCUCUCACGCUAGUACUAGCACCCAAAAGAAAGGGAUGAGUAUAGUUUUCCUGGUUCUUACUGACUGACAAGUUGUACAUGCGUUUAGACAAUAUUGUAAUAUACAAUAUUGCAAAAAGAAUGUCAUUUUUAAUUGAUAUGUUUUGUAACGUUUUAAUACAGAUGGCUCCUGGUAAAAAAAUGGUAUUUUUUAGCUUUUUUAGGCCAAAAGUCAAAUUUUCGAAAUGGUAGAGCCAUGGGGGUUCACGAGGUCCACAGCUCCUGAAAACCGACGUAAGACAAAAUAACUCACAGGUUCAGUUCCCGGAGAGCGCCAAAGGUUAGCUUAGCAUAUCGAGUAAUUAUAAUAUUAUGAUUAUGCGACGACGCCCUAGAAAAGCUCAUUUGGUUACAAACCGCUAUUAAACAGUAAUUUAAUAAUUUAGGUUACAUGUUGUCACACAAACUUGUCGAAAAUUGGAUAAUUAUGUCAACCCAAUCCUAUAAUGGCACCUUCAGUUGAAUGUCCUCUGAGAAUGAGACGAUUUUCGUCUCAGCCGUGUUACUAAUCCUUAAGGCCUCCGCUAGAUGGCGCACGCAGCGGCCGCACGCACGCGGGUGCCAUUGUAGGUUCGGGCCAGUUAGUGGCCGCCAGUAUUGUCACAUAUUUGUGUUCUUUUCUAUCCAUGUAAGAAGGAAGGAGACAAUCAUAUUUGGCAAAAACUAAACGCAGGCAGAGUGCUAUACUUUGCGUUGCAUUUUUAGUUACAGAUUUUGUCGUGUACACUGUAAAAGAAACCUUCGCACAUAGACUGAAGAAUCAAUUUUGCACUGCUGUUAUUUUUAUUUUAGACUCGGGUUUGUGUGAUACUAUGUAACGUGUAUAUUGAAAACAGAGUUUUUCAAGCCAUUAUUGAUACCUGCAAUAGAGAUAUUUUUAGACACGCCAUAUCAGCGUUAGAUUCAGUGCAAUAGUUUAUUUUUUAAACAAUUCAGUCGUCCUGAAAUGUUUACACUAUACAUGAUUUUAGGACGAAUAAUCAUUACCCAAUGUAAAAGUAUGGAAAUAGAUAGUAGUAUUUUUUUCUAUGAAUCGGAGUGUGAAUUUCUUAUUCCUAUUAAAUCAAGUUUAUGGUCCAGUAUUUUUUAUUGUAAUGCUAGUGUAUUGUAACUAUUAUACAUAUGAAGACUGCUUUUUAGUGGUUUGUCAAUUAAGAAGAUUGUAUAUUGGGUUACGUUGGUCUUGGCAGUUUUACUAUUAAAUAAAAAAAAGAAUAAUUUAAAAACGAGAUCAGGUAGAAACAAUGAGUAAAUGUUAUUAUUAUUAUAGACAAUAGAAUAAAUACAGGUAUUUUCUUUUUUACGUGUACAAUCUCCACCAGUUAUAUCGGAGCGGCUAACGCGCUUACAAAUAUCUGAACACGCCUCUAUUGUAAAGGCGUUAAAGUGGUUAUUCAGAUAUUUUUGAGCACCGUGUCUGAUCCAAUAUAUCUGAUAACGACUGCAAGCGAAAGAAAAAUAGCUGCAAUUAAUGAGAGAUGCACAGUACCAUUUUUCUAAUCUGCUUUUCCACUUCGGCAUUCGAAAUAACAUCAUACUAACGAUACAUGUUAUAAUUUCGAAUGGCAAAUAGCCAACAUUGUAGUAAAACUGCCAGGUCAGCGAAUGAAAGUCGCAGGUUCGUUCCGGGCCUGCAUACGGCGGUGUUGUGGGUGUUAGUGAAAUAUUACGUAUUAGGUAGGAUAUGGCUUUAGUGCGAAAUGCGUGGAGUAACUUGGUGGAGCAGAAAGAAAAACGAAAAUCGCGUUAUCUACCUCUCAUCGCACGAGUAUGGAACGAAAUUUCGAUUUUAGUUUUUCGUGGUAGGCCCUUUGAUAACUUACCUGAGGGCAAUAGCACGUUCGGAGCGCGCAAGGACGACGCUGACGCCAUCUGCCAUAUAUUUGUUUUAACUAAUGUCAGUCGGCGCCAGGCUCGGGGUGUUACAAAAAUGAGUAUUGUAUAGUAUUUCUACUCCCUAAUUCCCAGUAAAAAUAAAUCUUAAUUUUGAGUAAAGGUUUUAUGGAAAACGUCUUUAAAUAUUUAUAGGUAUAAUAGGAAAACCGGAUUUCCUGUCUAUAAAAGUAUUACAAGAGAUAAUCCUGUUGACGUAUCCAAAGACAAAAGUAAUUUCGUAAGC